Molecule: messenger RNA, 2730 nt
Organism: Symphalangus syndactylus (siamang)
Lineage: Eukaryota; Metazoa; Chordata; Mammalia; Primates; Hylobatidae
Gene: ENTREP1
Product: endosomal transmembrane epsin interactor 1
Cellular component (GO): membrane
Source: RefSeq, a predicted model, not a curated record
GUGGUUGGGCCGUGCGCAUUUCCUUCCCUCCCCCUCGGCCUCGGAGCCCGCCUGCAGUGCUCCGUGUGCGGCGCCUUCGGCUCCGCUCCGCGUCCUCUGCCCGCCGCAGCCGGCCGCACCCUUCCUCGUCCGUCCAUGUCCCUGCCCGUGGUGCUCCCGGGCUCCUGCUGCCCCGUGGCUGGGCUUUCGGGUGGGCCGCAGGCCGGGGGCCUGGGCGCCGCUGCCGCCGCCGCCGCCCAGGAGCCGCCGCUGCCCCCGCUGCGGCCGCGCUGGCCCCGGGGCGCGCUGCAGCCCCCGUCGCGGCCUCGCUGCGCGGCCACCGCUGCUGCUGGGGUGCUGGCCGCCCCGCCGGCGCUUUCCUCCCGCCGGGCAGCCGCCGCCGCUGCCGCCGCGGCCCCGGGCUCCGCGCUGCUGCCCGCCCGCCCGCUGCUGUCACUCGGGCUGCUGCAGCUGAUCCUGGGCUGCUGCAUGGUGGCGCUCAGCUUCGGGGCGCUGUCGCUGAGCAGCUCCCCGCAGGUGAAGAACUCUUGCCCGUUCUGGGCCGGCUCCUCGGUGAUACUCUCUGGAAUCAUAGGAUUAACAACUUGGAAAAGGCCUAUGAUACUCCUGGUAAACCUCUUUGUGCUGCUCUCUGUGGUUUGUGUCCUCUUGAAUCUAGCUGGAUUUAUCCUAGGCUGCCAAGGGGCCCAGUUUGUGUCCAGCGUGCCCAGGUGUGAUCUGGUGGACUUAGGCGAAGGCAAGAUUUGCUUCUGUUGUGAAGAAUUUCAACCAGCCAAGUGCACAGACAAAGAAAAUGCCUUGAAACUCUUUCCAGUUCAGCCCUGUAGUGCUGUUCACCUUUUACUUAAGAAAGUCCUCUUUGCCCUGUGUGCCUUGAAUGCCCUGACCACCACCGUCUGCUUGGUGGCCGCUGCCCUCCGCUACCUCCAGAUAUUCGCAACCAGGAGAUCCUGCAUCGAUGAAUCCCAGAUUUCUGCUGAAGAAGUGGAGGAUCAUGGACGCAUCCCGGACCCUGAUGAUUUUGUGCCGCCUGUGCCUCCCCCUUCCUAUUUUGCCACAUUUUACUCGUGCACACCCCGGAUGAACCGCAGGAUGGUUGGUCCUGACGUUAUUCCCCUGCCACACAUCUACGGAGCUCGAAUCAAAGGUGUGGAAGUGUUCUGUCCUCUGGAUCCCCCACCGCCAUAUGAAGCUGUGGUGAGCCAGAUGGACCAGGAGCAGGGAUCUUCAUUUCAAAUGCCAGAAGGAUCAGAAGCUGCUGUGAUCCCAUUGGAUCCGGGCUGCACACAAGUGACUCAAGGUGGGGACAUUCCUAACAUACUUGCAGAAGAAAAUGCAUCCAUGUCAACUCCCAGUUCAACCCUGGUGCGUCCUAUGAGAAGCCGGAGAGCCCUCCCACCCCUGAGGACCAGGUCGAAGAGUGACCCUGUGCUCCAUCAUUCCGAGGAGAGAGGGUCCUGUCUUGAGCCCUUGCAGUCUCGGUUCUGCCUCUCUGACAGUGUGUGUUAUUUGCCACAGCUCUGGACUGACCAUGUGCGAGCCAGAGAGAACAUUCCUCUUGUCUCUACGGCGGCUUCUGAGUGGAGAGGAAGUCCUGCCGCCUAGUACUGAGCGUGUCUCUGAAACACAGUGGCCGGGCAGCCUGGCUUCUGAUUCCCAAGACCUGCCUUCACUGUGGGUCUCCUACACCCUACCUGGCAAGUUGAGGACUCCAGCCUCAACGGGAACUUAGCUGUUUGCACAACUUAGGGAAAUCUUUCCAGAACCCCUUCUCAUUCUGCAGACCUGCAGGGGCGAGAACAGCAGCUACUGGAGCCCUCCAUUGUGGAAGGCGCCAGGUUGCCUUCAAGUGGAAGAGUGGAGACCCUGACUCUGUCCUCACACAUGAGUGUCUUUGGAGAGUGCUUCUGGAAGACUCUUGCUCUCUGUGACGUGCAUAUGGCUGCCUGAGAGGACAGUCUUGAAUCCUGGUUUAGAGCUCCCCACACCUGCCUUUCUCCAGAGGAAAAGGGGUGCUCCCCGUCUUCCACCUGCUCUCUUGCCCCCUGCUUCUUGUCUUCUUUGAAUUUCUAAAUUGCUGCUUAUCAGGCCUUCACAGACUGAAGAUGCCAGUGUUGUGUAUGCUGAAGGCUGCUGGCUGGCUUCUGGACACAUAAUGACCAGAUCUGAGUUUGCUUCACCCACUUCACAGUGCAGAAGCAUUCUGCUGGUCUUUACACCCUUGCUGAUGUAGGUAGCUGUGGAAAUUAGAGCCUGCAAUGGAUUUCCCAGGCUCUCUGUUGACUUCCAGAAUGAUGUGUACUUUUUCUGCACCUAAAUUUCUCUUUCUGUAAUAGCUAUAGAUCUACCUCCUAUCCGUGGUGUGAGCAUCGAUAACACAAGUCAGUACAAUGUCCUUGAGGACGUUUGGGACAAAGGUAUAGUCAAAGUAAUCAGAGCAUUACAUUCAUCCGACAAGUCUUGUCUGUCUUCAGACCCUUCCUCUCUUAAUUGACUGCUUCAUCCUCGCUCCUUGGAACAUCCUUUCAUUGAUCAGCCACAUUUUCCUGCUUGGCCCAUCCAUCCCCAUCUAUUUGUUGUACCCCAUGAAACUUAAUUUCAUUAUGGUUUGCAUUCUGGAUUCUCCUCUCCACCAUCUGACUUUACCUUGGGGGUGGUGUCGUACAUGACACAAUGACAUGUUUCGGGCCAUAUCCUAUUGGAACUGGACUUCAGGGAAUAACCUUGUGU